This is a messenger RNA of Fusarium mangiferae, 969 nucleotides long. RefSeq lists its product as uncharacterized. The coding region runs from base 1 to 969 and encodes 322 amino acids. Lineage: Eukaryota; Fungi; Ascomycota; Sordariomycetes; Hypocreales; Nectriaceae. The transcript has a single exon. The record is from RefSeq and is a predicted model, not a curated record.
AUGUUGUUCACUCCGCUCAUUCUUCUCUUCCCCGCAGUCAGUCAUGCCUCUUGGCUUCCCGUCAGACUCCCCAUCAGGCGAGGACAGCUUUCAAGCCCCGAAGACUGUACUGUAACAAGCACUCUUUCCCCUAUCACUGUAACCAGUCUCCAUCCUACCUCUACCUUUGGAUCCCAUGGCUCUGGCUCGGGAGGUUCCGAUGGUUCUGGCCAUGGUCAGAUGACAGGCGGCGGCACUCUCAUCUACACCACUGCCCUUCCAACCCUUGGCCCCAAUGGUCCAGGUGUACAUACUUAUACCAUCACCGCCCCCUGCGCCUCGUCUCACUGCCAGAGACCUCCCUCCACCGAGUGUCCUCCUGGUUUCACCACCACGGCCGUUAUCUGUCACGUCUGUGGCGAGCACCCAGUCACAACCACUUUGACUCUCCCUAUCGAGUCAGCCACAGCUGCUCAGGGGUCUCCCGGUGGGGCCGCCAAGGCUGGCUCUACUCUCACUGCGGUCUUCACGUCCGUUGUUCACAAAACCGUCGUGCCUGUUUCCCCCGCUGAGAGCGUGUAUCCAUGGAUUUCCCGCGGUGGUCCUGAAUUACCCGAUGCUCAGAAACCGUCUCAGGGCUCUGGUGGUUCAGAUGCCAAGCAUGAUGGUGCUGGAAAAGGCGACGAAUUACCCGAUGGCCCUAAGAACACCGGCGCUCCCGAAUUGCCCGCUGGUGGAGGUGCGGACACUAGUUCUCACAGUUCCACUGUGGAUGCACCUAACGGAGCCUCUACUGCAGCGGGUAAUGAAGCCGGGCACGGAGACGGAGACGGAGAUGAAACGGGAUCCGAGUCGGCAUCUCCUUCUGAUGACGCUAGUCCAUCGGCCGUCGUUGUUACUGGCCACGCGCCCGAAACUAAGGUGACCAAGUCUGUUGUCCUCAAAGCCGCCCUCUUUGCUGCUAUGGUCUUGUAUCCUCUCUACAUCUAG